AUGCAUUCAGACACACUCAGAAAGCAGUUCCCUUACAUUCAGGUUGAAAAUGCUACAACUAGGAUACUUCAAGGGGAGAAACAGGUAUUGAAAGCAAAUGUUUUUAAAAUCUUGGUUUAUGAUGCUAGAGCUACAUGUUAUCUGUUACUGUUACAGAAACAGUUGAGGGACAUACAAAGAAAGAUUCAGCAGAGAAUCCAGGAGAAAAACAAUGAGCUUCAGAAGCUGAAAGAGGCUGUGGAGACUCAUAAGCGCUCCGCACAGGCAGCAGUGAAGGACAGUGAGAGGAUCUUUACUGAACUGAUCCGCUCCAUUGAGAGAAGUCACUCUGAGGUGAUAAAGAUGAUCAGAGAUCAGGAAAAAACUGAGGUGAAUCGAGCUGAAGGACUCUUGGAACAACUAAAGCAGAAGAUUGAUGAUCUGAAGAGGAGAGAUGCUGAACUGAAGCAGUUUUUACACACAGACGAUCACAUACAUUUCCUGCAGAGUUUCCAGUCUCUAUCUGAUCUUCCUGCAUCUAGAGAAAACAUCAUCAGUUCUUUUUCUUAUGAUGAUGUGCGAAAGUCUAUCUCUAUGCUUGAGGAUCUCUGUAAGGAAGCAAUUGAAAGUAUAUUUGGUAAAGUGACAUACAUCGAGAUUAUUCCCACCGCUGAAUUUAGGACCAGAGCUGAGUUCUUGCAAUAUACCCGCCAGCUCACCCUGGAUCCAAACACUGCACAUAAAUAUCUCCGUCUGUCUGAAGGCAACAAAGUGGCUACUUUUAUUGGUGCUGACCAGCGAUAUCCUGUUCAUCCGGACCGAUUUCAUGAUUUCUUUCAGGUGUUGUGUAGAGAGAGUGUGUGUGGACGCUGUUACUGGGAGGUGGAGUGGAGUGGGACGUCCGGGGUAUAUAUAUCAGUGUCAUAUAAGAGCAUCAGAAGGAAGGGAAGUGGUUUUGAGUGUGGAUUUGGGUUAAAUGAUCAGUCAUGGAGAUUGUUUUGCUCUAAAUCACGAUACUCAUUCUGUCACAAUAGCAUGAAGACUGAACUCCCUGUGGUCUCCAGCUCCUGUAGAACAGGAGUGUAUGUGGAUCACAGUGCAGGAAUUUUGUCCUUCUACAGCAUCUCUGACACGAUGACCCUCAUCCACAGAGUCCAGACCACAUUCACUCAACCGCUCUAUCCAGGGUUUAGGAUAUAUUUGGGAUCAACAGUGAAACUGUCAUCUCCAUAGAUUUUAUGAAUAAUAGUGUCAUAUUACACGUUUAAGCAUCAUGUGGGAUGCCUGGUCCAGUCUGAUACCUCACCUAACCUGGUUAACAAAGGUGAUGGCAUUUGUAUUGUUUUAAUACAAGUUUUAAACAAGCUAGUAUUGUUUUCAAUGGAGGUGUACUAAAAAUAAGUUUUGUUUUAUUUUUUACUACAUACUACUUUCUGCACUUUAGCCCAGAGGUUGAACACUGUUGACAAAUGCAAUUUUUAAUUUUUCAUUGUGCCAUAUCAACUCUGUAUUAUAUUUGGAGCCUGCUGCUGUGCAUUAUGAUUUUAAGAUUCUUUUCCCCCUUACAAUCCUUACAGACAAAUUAUAUCAGAACAUGAACUUUGCAUGUUUAAUAAAUAUGACUCAAGACAAAACCAGUCAUAAUGGUCAUUGAAAAGCUGAACAAUUAAGCUUUCCAGUGAUGCUUGGUUUGUUAAGAUAGGACAAUAUUUGGCCGAGAUACAACUAUUUGGAAAUCUAGAA
Labeo rohita (rohu) is the source of this 1722-nucleotide messenger RNA. RefSeq names its product tripartite motif-containing protein 16-like protein. The record is from RefSeq and is a predicted model, not a curated record. The transcript has 7 exons. The coding region runs from base 1 to 1212 and encodes 403 amino acids. NCBI's taxonomy places the organism in Eukaryota, Metazoa, Chordata, Actinopteri, Cypriniformes, Cyprinidae. Gene Ontology annotation, molecular function: protein binding.